Messenger RNA from Scaptodrosophila lebanonensis, 825 nucleotides. RefSeq names its product trypsin-1. The record is from RefSeq and is a predicted model, not a curated record. The coding region runs from base 1 to 825 and encodes 274 amino acids. NCBI's taxonomy places the organism in Eukaryota, Metazoa, Arthropoda, Insecta, Diptera, Drosophilidae. The transcript is spliced from 3 exons. Gene Ontology annotation, molecular function: serine-type endopeptidase activity. Gene Ontology annotation, biological process: proteolysis.
AUGUUGACACUACGCUUGAUUUUGUUGCUACAGAGCAUUCUGUUGGUCUUUGGCGGUGUCUGCCUUAUACCCAGCCCCAUAAGGCAGGAACGUUCGCUUUUCAGUGAGCUGCUGAAGCCGCAGCCGCGUCUAGACGGCCGCAUUGUGGGAGGACAUCGUAUCAAUAUCACCGAUGCACCACAUCAGGUAUCGCUUCAAACCAGCAGUCACAUAUGCGGCGGUUCCAUUAUAGACAAGCAAUGGAUACUCACAGCGGCACAUUGUACCUACGGCAAAACAGCGGAUCGCCUGCGCAUACGUCUCGGCAGCUCAGAGGCAUCGCAUCACGGCGAACUGUUGCGCGUUAAGAAGAUUGUCCAGCAUGAGAAAUUCAACUACACCAAUGUGGACUACGAUUUCUCCUUGCUGGAGCUGGAGCACGAGAUUGAAUUUGAUGCCACCAAGAAGGCCAUAAUGUUACCCAACGAUUCCCAAAUGUUCCUCGAUGGAGAAGUUUGCUUUGUUAGUGGCUGGGGCAAUACCCAAACCAUUCUCGAGUCCCGCGACUGGUUGCGUCAGGUGGAGGUUCCAUUGGUGAAUCAGCAACUGUGCAGUGAGAAGUACAAACAAUAUGGAGGCGUCACGGAGCGUAUGAUAUGCGCUGGUUUCUUGGAGGGCGGCAAGGAUGCCUGUCAAGGCGAUUCUGGUGGUCCCAUGGUGAAUGAGGCGGGCGUGCUGGUGGGCGUAGUGUCGUGGGGCUACGGUUGCGCAAAGCCCGACUUUCCCGGCGUCUAUGCGCGCGUUACCUAUGCUCGGGAUUGGAUCAAAGAGCAUAGUGGGGUAUAG